GCAAAAAUGGCGGUCGUUGUUUGGUUACCAGGACGCCCAGCAUGAUCACCGAGAUGGCGAAACAUAAGUAGAACCUAAGUAAACACUGCUUACUGUCUAAGGGUGAUGCGUUAAAUCACUGCCAGCAAUCGAGCUAGGCGAAACGUUCAAAUACACGGAAAUGACUGACGUUCAGGACGAAGAGUUAACACUGGCCCUGAUUACAUAUUACUGCCAGGAGAAGUUUUACAAUCAUGUCUUGAACGUCUCAAGUGAAGCCCAGCGCAAAUUCAGCAAUGAACCGAUCUUCACAUUCUUCCAUGCAUACGGUCUCCUGGCGCAGGACCGUGUGCAGGAGGCCAUCGAAGAGCUGGAGCAGUUGAAAAGUAAGAGAGAUGUAUCUUUGUGUACACUGAUGGCUCUGGUCUACGCCCAGAAGAAAAGACCUAACCCAGACAGAGACACCAUCCAGGAGCUAGAUGCCAAAGUUAAGGAGGAUCGUAAGGGUGCUAGCCCAAAGGCCCUGUACCAUGCCGGGGUGUUUCUCUGGCUCCUGGGCCGUAAUGACAAGGCCAGGGAUUAUGUGGACAGGAUGAUCAAACUCUCUAGUGGCUCCUCAGAGGGGAUCACGCUGAAAGGGUGGAUAGAUCUGACCUCUGGUAAAGAUGCCUAUGCCAGGAAAUCUGGGAAAUACUUUGAUGAGGCCCUGAAGGAGAAAAUCAGUAUUUUUGCUCUGAUGGGAAAGGUGCAGUAUUACGAGUUCCGUCAGAAUUACUCUGGAGCUUUAGAGACAGUAAACCAGGUCGUUGUCAGUUACCCAUCCUUCAUCCCUGCUCUGGUGAAGAAGAUGAAGCUCUUGCUGAGUUUACAGGACUGGGAACAGGCAGUGGAUGCUGCUCAGAGGCUUCUUCAGAGAGACAAAACCAAUCUGGAGGCACUGCGAAUGCUGGGGCUGCACUCUCUCUGCAGAGAGGGUGACAUCGAGGAGUCAGUGAAGCAACUAUUGAACCUGAUCAGCAACCUGGACCACCAAGAGCCCAACAACCCUGAGCUCCUGUAUGGAAUGUCAUUGGCUUUCACUCGAGUGUGUGGCAGGGUGGAGAAGGUACUGCAGCACACCUAUGCGCUGGUGGAGCAGGCGUUCUCGCAGGCGCCGGGCCGCGCGGAGACGGCCACUGAGCUGGGCUACCUGCUGUGCCUGCUGGGCAGGACGAAGGAGGCCGCAAAGUGGUACAAAACUGCCAUGACGCUGGACGAGAGCAGCGUCUCAGCUCUGAUAGGCAUCAUCCGGUGCCAGCUGAGCGAGGGUCACCUGCAAGGAGCCGAGCAGCAGCUGGAGUUCCUCACUGAGAUCCAGCAGUCCAUCGGCAAGUCAGCGGAGCUGAUGUAUUUGCGGGCAUUGCUGGCCGCUAAGAAACAGAAGUCCCAGGAUGAGGUGACCAGUCUGCUGAACGACACAGUGGAAACACACUUCUCUACCCUCCGUGGUCUGCCGCUCAGCGUGGAGUACUACGAGAAGCUCAACCCCGACUUCUUGCUGGAAAUCGCCAAGGAGUACCUGGCAAUCUGUCCUGCCAAGCCAGUGACCCAGGGCCAGGCUCCUGCACCUCAGCUGCAGCACUGCGCCUCUGUGCUGGACACCGUGGUCAAGAUCGCCCCUGGACUCCAUCAGGCUGUGUUUCUGAUGGCCAAAGUCAGGUUUCUGUCAGGUGACAUAGAGGCAGCUCAGAGCAGUCUGCAGCACUGUUUGGACCAGAAGCCGUCCUUCGCUGAUGCCCACCUGCUCAUGGCCCAGAUCCAUCUCCUUCAGGGCAACAUCAGACUCUCCACCCAGUCUCUGGAACUGUGCCUGAGCCACAACUUUGAGGUGAGGGAGCACCCUCUGUACCACCUGAUUAAAGCGCAAGUUCAGAGGAAGACAGGCGAGCUCCGGGAGGCCAUCCAGACCCUGCAGCUGGCCAUGAGCCUGCCUGGCGUGCGGAGGGCCGGCUCCUCUUCCAAGAGCAAGGCCCGGAAAGGCGAGCUGAUCCCGGCGGACUGCGUGUCCGUGUAUCUGGAGCUGGCCGAGGCGCUCUGGCUGAACGGAGAGCAGCACGAGGCGGCUAAGGUGAUGCAGGACGCCAUCAACGAGUUCACGGGCGGCCCAGAGGAGCUCCGCAUCACCAUUGCUAAUGCCGAGCUCGCGCUGCUGAGGGGCGACACCGAGCUUGCACUGAGCAUGCUCAGAAAUGUCACGCCGGAGCAGCCCUACUACGUGCAGGCCAAAGAGAAAAUGGCGGACGUCUACCUGAACCACAGGAAGGAGAAACGUCUCUAUGUCAGCUGCUACAGGGAAUUGGUGGAAAAGAUGCCCAGCUCACACACAUACCUCCUAUUAGGAGAUGCCUACAUGAACAUCCAAGAGCCCGAGAUGGCCAUUGAGGUUUACGAGCAAGCUUUGAAGAAGAACCCUAAAGAUGGCACCGUGGCAAGCAAAAUCGGCAAGGCUCUUGUCAAGACCCACAACUACGCUAAGGCCAUAAACUACUACGAGGCUGCCCUGAGGAGCGGCCAGCAGAGCUUCCUGCGCUACGACCUGGCCGAGCUCCUCAUGAAGUUGAGGCAGUACGAGAGUUGCAGAGGGGUCCUGCUGGAUGCGCUGGAGCACGACCCCGUGAAUGAACUGCCCUGGCUGAUGGAGGACUGCCGCUACCUUGUGCUGCUGGCCAGGGUUCAGAGCAAAGUGGAUAAAGACGAUGAGGCCUUGCUUUCCUUACACCGCGCGAGAGACGUCCAGGCGAAGGUGCUGAAACGCGUCCAGCUGGAGCAGCCCGACGCCGUGCCUGCCCAGAAGCAGCUCGCCGCCGACAUCUGCGCCGAGAUCGCCAAGCACUGCAGCAGGCAGCAUGGCUACGAGCGUGCCGUCAAGUUCUACAAAGAGGCGCUUGUGUACAGCGAGAGUGAUGGCAAGGUGAUGCUGGAGCUGGCCCAGCUGUAUCUGACUCUGGACGACGCAGAAGCCUGUCAGCAUCAGUGCGGCGUCCUCCUGAAGAACGACCCCGUCAACGAGGCUGCUACGCUGAUGAUGGCUGACCUGAUGUUCAGGAAGCAGGACUACGAGCAGGCCGUCGUCCACUUCCAGCAGCUGCUGGAGAGGAAGCCAGACAACUACCCGACGCUGUCGCGGCUCAUUGACCUGCUGCGCAGAGCAGGCAAACUGGAGGAGGUGCCCAAGUUCCUGGAGAUGGCUGAGAAACACUCGCCCAGGGCCAAGUUUGAGCCAGGAUACAAUUACUGCAAGGGCCUUUACCUGUGGUACACCGGGGAGCCUAAUGAAGGUUUACGGCACUUCAAUAAGGCUCGUAAGGAUGACGACUGGGGUCAGAAUGCAGUGUAUAACAUGAUUGAGAUUUGCCUGAACCCAGACAAUGAGACAUUGGGGGGAGAGGUGUUUGAGAACCUGGAUGGAGACAUGGGGAACUCCACGGAGAAGCAGGAGUCUGAGCAGCUGGCGGUACGGACGGCCGAGAAGCUCCUGAAGGAGCUGAAGCCCCAGACGCCACAGGGCCACGUGCAGCUGCGAGUCCUGGAGCACUACUGCUACCUGGCCACCAAGCAGAAAGCCAGCGUGGAGAAAGCCCUCGCCGCCUUCACUGACAUCGCAAACAAUGAGAAAGAUCAUGUUCCAGCUCUGCUGGCCAUGGCCACGGCCUACAUGAUCAUGAAACAGACGCCACGGGCCAGGAACCAACUCAAGCGCAUUGCCAAGAUGAACUGGAACAUCAUCGAUGCGGACGAGUUCGAGAAGAGCUGGCUCCUCCUGGCCGACAUCUACAUCCAGUCGGGCAAAUACGACAUGGCGGGGGAACUCCUAAAGCGCUGUCUACGCCACAACAAGUCUUGCUGCAAGGCAUAUGAAUACAUGGGUUACAUCAUGGAGAAGGAGCAGUCAUUCAGGGAUGCUGCUAUGAACUAUGAACUGGCCUGGAAAUAUGGCAGCCAAGCCAGCCCCACCGUUGGGUACAAGCUUGCAUUCAACUACCUGAAGGCAAAGAGAUACGUGAAUGCUAUAGACGUUUGUCACAAAGUUCUGGAUGCACACCCAAACUACCCAAGAAUAAGAAAAGACAUCUUGGACAAAGCAAGAGCAGCUCUGAGAUCAUAAAAUAGUGUGUGUGUGUGUGUAUAUGUGCUUAUGCAUUUGUUCAAUUUUGAGGAAGGUACGUGUUAAGAGUAACCCGCUUUUGAGUAACUUUGUUUUAAUAUUUUGGUUUGACAGCCAUUUCACAAUUAAACCUUGAAAACAA
Electrophorus electricus (electric eel) is the source of this 4265-nucleotide messenger RNA. It is a transcript of the gene ttc21b, whose product is annotated as tetratricopeptide repeat domain 21B. Gene Ontology annotation, molecular function: protein binding. The record is from RefSeq and is a predicted model, not a curated record. NCBI's taxonomy places the organism in Eukaryota, Metazoa, Chordata, Actinopteri, Gymnotiformes, Gymnotidae. Gene Ontology annotation, cellular component: intraciliary transport particle A. Gene Ontology annotation, biological process: protein localization to cilium; intraciliary retrograde transport.